Erythranthe guttata (spotted monkey flower) is the source of this 1140-nucleotide messenger RNA. NCBI's taxonomy places the organism in Eukaryota, Viridiplantae, Streptophyta, Magnoliopsida, Lamiales, Phrymaceae. The record is from RefSeq and is a predicted model, not a curated record.
AUGGCCCCGAAUGACGUCGUGCUCAACGUGAAACUCUAUUACGGCAUCAACAUAAGCUAUUUUCUUGCUUGGAAGGCACUUGCUGCGGGGAAGCAUCAUGUGUUUGGUGAUGCUACGACGUCGUACUCGUACUUGCCCUUGUAUUUUGAAGAGCUUGGGCGUAGCAAUUCGGGCAGCGUGUACCAUCUUGAUGUCGAUCCAGUAUCAAUGAAGUUUAAGAGGUGUUUUUUUGCUUUCGAAGGGAGUUUGUCGGGGUUUAAGGCAUGUCGCCCUAUGUUGGCUCUUGAUGGGACCUUAUUGUCUGGGAAACACAGGGGAAUCCAUCUAAGUGCGUUGGCAAAAGACAGUGAAAAUGUGAACGAGGAGACUGAUGACAACUGGGCGUAUUUUCUACGACAUUUAAAAACUGCUAUUGGAACAGAUCGUGUGUUGACAUUCUUAUCGGAUCGUAACCAUGGAAUUUUGCGUGGUGUGAAUGAAAUAUGCCUUGAUUGUGGACACAUAUUUUGCCUUGUCCACUUGCAGAACAACCCGCUGCACAAGUGUAGAGGCUUCCCGACUAAUUUUCGAGAGGGCAUUGUUGCUAAAUUCAAUGCUUGUGCAUAUGCACCGACGAAGAUUGAGUUCCAUAAAAAAUUGAAUGAGUUGAAAGAAUAUGGAGGUGCAAAGGUAGAUAAUUUUAUUGCUGACUUACCCUUUGCUAACUGGAUAUGUUCGUAUUUUGUCGGAGAUCGGCAUAAUGAGAUGACCUCAAAUGCUGCUGAGUCGUGGAACUCGAAGAUCAAGGGUGCUCGUGAUUUGCCUAUCACGAAUUUUAUUGAUUAUAUCAGGGGUGAAAUCAUGAUAAAUAUUAACAUAAGGGCUGAGGAAGGGGCGACGAUGACAACGGAGCUUAGCUCCAAAGUCCAUGAGCAAGUAGAUCAAUUGGUUCAAGAAGGUAGAGUAUGGGUGGCGAGGAAGCCGUCGGAUCAUAUGUUCGAGGUUCUAUGCGAUCCAACUGCAGUUGUUGAUAUAAAAGAAAUAGUGUGUUCGUGCAGGAUGUGGCAGAUCACUGGAUUGCCUUGUGCUCAUGCUGCUUGUGUGUUGUUCAAUAAUACUAACGAGGGCUAUAAAUAUGUUGACAAAUAUUACCGCACAUAG